UGGACAUACAUCUUCACCUUCCUUCUUAGUUCACGCCUGUUGGUGCAUCCCUAUGAGCUCAUGGCCAAAGUCUGCCAUCUGUGUAUUGAGCAGCAGAGACUAAGUGAGCUUGGCCUGGACAAGAACCGGAUACAAAAGAUUGCACCCAAAAUUCUACAGUUGUUGACUGAAUGGACAGAGACAUUUCCUUAUGAUUUCUGAGAUGAAAGAAUGAUGAGGAUCUUAAAGAAGUUGGCACAAAGAAUAGCCAGUGGUGAUGAGCAGAUAUAUCGGAAGAAUGUACAGCAGCUCCUCCAGAACCUGAUUUGGAAGCUUGCCACUGUUAGCCAGUAUGAGGAAGUACUUGCAAAAAUGAAUGCCCCUUCCACAGAUCAUGUCAUGGUUCUAAAGAGCAAGCCCCAGUCCAUCCAGAAGGAUAUAAUCACAGUCUGCAGUGAUACCUACGCAUUAGCUCAGCAGCUGACACAUAUAGAGCUUGAGAGACUCAAUUACAUUGGACCAGAAGAAUUUGUCCAGGCAUUUGUGCAAAAGGAUCUUUUGAAUAACAACAAGAGCUGCUACAGAGAUCAAAAGAAGACCAGGAAUCUGGAAGCCUGUGUGGAAUGGUAUAAUAGGCUCAGUUACUUAGUUGCAACAGAAAUCUGUAUGCCGGUGAAGAAGAAGUACAGAGCAAGAGUGAUAGAAUAUUUCAUUGAAGUGGCAAGGGAAUGUUUUAACAUUGGCAACUUUAACUCCUUAAUGGCUAUUAUUUCUCUAUAUAAGAAGUUUGAUUUCGGUGCAAGGGGCGCACGCGGGUGUGCGUCCGGUCGGUCCCCAGCCGGCACCGAGGAUUUCUCGGGGAUACCCAUCGAUCCCCGAUCCAUAAGGUUCUUCGCGACGUCCCCUGGAUUUGAG
Tauraco erythrolophus (red-crested turaco) is the source of this 894-nucleotide messenger RNA. NCBI's taxonomy places the organism in Eukaryota, Metazoa, Chordata, Aves, Musophagiformes, Musophagidae. The record is from RefSeq and is a predicted model, not a curated record.